Molecule: messenger RNA, 1592 nt
Organism: Oenanthe melanoleuca
Lineage: Eukaryota; Metazoa; Chordata; Aves; Passeriformes; Muscicapidae
Gene: MAB21L2
Product: mab-21 like 2
Exons: 1
Coding region: 1-1080 (359 amino acids)
Source: RefSeq, a predicted model, not a curated record
AUGAUCGCCGCGCAGGCCAAGCUGGUCUACCAGCUCAACAAAUACUACACGGAGCGCUGCCAGGCGCGCAAGGCGGCCAUCGCCAAGACCAUCCGGGAGGUGUGCAAGGUCGUGUCGGACGUGCUGAAGGAGGUGGAGGUGCAGGAGCCGCGCUUCAUCAGCUCCCUAAGCGAGAUCGACGCCCGCUACGAGGGGCUGGAGGUGAUCUCGCCCACCGAGUUCGAAGUGGUGCUCUACCUCAACCAGAUGGGCGUCUUCAACUUCGUGGACGACGGCUCCCUGCCGGGCUGCGCCGUGCUCAAGCUGAGCGACGGCCGCAAGCGCAGCAUGUCCCUCUGGGUGGAGUUCAUCACCGCCUCGGGCUACCUGUCCGCCCGCAAGAUCCGCUCCCGCUUCCAGACGCUGGUGGCCCAGGCCGUGGACAAGUGCAGCUACCGGGACGUGGUGAAGAUGAUCGCGGACACGAGCGAGGUGAAGCUGCGCAUCCGGGAGCGCUACGUGGUGCAGAUCACGCCCGCCUUCAAGUGCACCGGGAUCUGGCCGCGCAGCGCGGCGCAGUGGCCCAUGCCCCACAUCCCCUGGCCCGGCCCCAACCGGGUGGCGGAGGUGAAGGCGGAGGGCUUCAACCUGCUCUCCAAGGAGUGCUACUCGCUGACGGGCAAGCAGAGCUCGGCCGAGAGCGACGCGUGGGUGCUGCAGUUCGGCGAGGCCGAGAACCGGCUGCUGAUGGGCGGCUGCCGGAACAAGUGCCUGUCGGUGCUGAAGACGCUGCGCGACCGGCACCUGGAGCUGCCCGGGCAGCCGCUCAACAACUACCACAUGAAGACGCUGCUGCUGUACGAGUGCGAGAAGCACCCGCGGGAGACCGACUGGGACGAGGCGUGCCUGGGCGACCGGCUGAACGGCAUCCUCCUGCAGCUCAUCUCCUGCCUGCAGUGCCGGCGCUGCCCCCACUACUUCCUGCCCAACCUAGACCUCUUUCAGGGCAAACCCCACUCGGCCCUGGAAAGCGCUGCCAAACAGACCUGGAGGCUAGCCAGAGAAAUCCUCACCAAUCCCAAAAGCCUCGACAAGCUAUAGGGUUAACACCCCCGCGCACAAAAACUCGCCCUCCGUAAACAACAACAGCGCCUAAAAAACUUUUUAUUUAACGAGAACGACGACGGAAAGAGGCGGCGAAAGACACGCGCCCCCGCCACCCCCCCACCCACCUGCAGUUCGGCCUUUAAAAACUUGCCGACGGUUUUCCCGGCAUAAACUCUCACCGCCUUGCACGGAAGAAGGGAAGAGCCUCUCUCCUCCUGUCCCCCAAUGUGAAUUUUUAAAAGGUCACAAAAAAGAAGCGAUCGGACUUUUGCAACUUCAAAACGAAACCCGAAAGGUACAUUUUCCAAUCCAUGUAUAGUCCUUUUCUUAUGCUCUCUUGUUUGCCUGAAUGUUGUCACCAAGUGAAAAAAAUUAUUUAACUAUAUGUACAAAUCUCCCUUUAAAAAAGUUUUACUGAUGUUAAAUGUAUUUCGGUGCCAAGGUCAGAUUAUGUGCCCCACAACUGACUUGUUGCAAAUAGUAAUAAAAAUAUUACUUUAACUUUA